GGUGAAAUAACUCAUGAUUUUCUUAAAUUUUCUCAAUUGUUUUUACCAAUUUUGAACCUAAUUUCAUAUUAUGGGAAAGAAGAACAAGACUGGAGUUGGUCAGGGUAUAUUGAAAGCUCGUUCACGUUUGGCUAAAGGUGGAAAACACGGAGAAAGUUGGCGACAUACCAGUGAGCUAAAUGAUGCAGAGGACUGGAAAAGGUUGAAUAUUAGUUCUAUUACUGAACAAAGUAAUUUAGAUGAUUUUCUAGCAACAGCUGAGUUAGCAGGGACAGAGUUCACUGCAGAGAAACUGAAUGUAACAGUAGUGACUCCCAGUCAAAAUGAUGGCCUGUUGUCAGCAGAGAAGGCAAAACACAUUAAUCAAGCACAGGAAGAGAACAAACAACUGCUUAGAAUACCUAGACGGCCUCCAUGGACAACAACCAUGGAUGUACAAGAACUUGAAUUGCACGAGAGAGAAAGUCUACUUGAAUGGAGAAGACAGCUUGCAAUGUUGCAGGAAAAAGAGCACAUUAUGCUGACUCCUUUCGAGAAAAACCUGGAAUUCUGGAGACAACUUUGGAGAGUAAUUGAACGAAGUGAUGUUAUUGUUCAGAUUGUGGAUGCUAGGAAUCCUCUGUUAUUCAGAUGUGAAGAUUUGGAGGUUUAUGUAAACGAAAAAGGUCCAUGUAAAGCCAAUCUUCUCCUCAUCAAUAAAGCUGAUUUUUUAACACYGGGACAAAGGUCUAUGUGGGCAAGUUACUUUAAGGAAAAAGGAAUCAGUGUUGCUUUUUGGUCAGCUCUUGCAGAAACAGAAAGGCUGCUCAAAGAAAAGGAAAUACAGGAUGAGGCUGAUGAAGCUGAACGACAGUCUCAAACCAAAWCUGAUGAAAAGCUUGAAAAAGAUGAUGACAAUGAUGAUGAUAAUGAUAAUGGUGAUACAACAAUCACAUCAAGAUUUUCARGACUCUCUACAGACGACAAUGAGAAUCAAACAGAACAAGAUUUAAAGGAAACUUUGAUUGAAAAAGAUGAGGAUGACAAGAARGAAGAACAGGAAUGUUUACCAGUGAACUGUGGAACAAUCACAAAUGAUACCAAAAAAACCUCUAAAAAUACAGCUCUUCAGGAAGGCAUAGAGGAUGAAAAAGAAAUAGAGGAAUGUAAAAAAUAUUUAGAUAAAGACAGAACUGAAGAUGCUGCUGGUGAUGAUAAAUUAAGGGAAGGAGUUUUAAGUUUAAUAGAUGAUAAUUUAAAGAAAAUUGAAACUAAUAGCGAGGRAAGUUCUUCAAAGAGUGCAAGCAGAGAGAGCAAAUUUGUUUUGGACCACUCUGGGAAACUCUUGACCAGUGAGGAAUUUAUAGAACUKUGUCAACUGCUACAUCACAGAAACAUGGAGGACAAUUGUGAUACUUGUGAAGAAAUGAAAGAUGGAAGACCAAACAUGACAACAAUAGGAAUGCAUAUGGUAUCUGUAUCUGCUACACCUGGAAAAACAAAACAUUACCAGACUCUAAAUCUUAGUCCAAGUGUUUGCCUGUGUGAUUGUCCAGGUCUUGUCUUCCCAUCAUUUGUGUCCACUAAGGCAGAGAUGGUCGUUAAUGGAAUUCUUCCUAUCGAUCAGAUGAGGGACCAUGUGCCUCCAGUUGCUCURGUUUGUCAGAGAAUCCCUCGUGAAGUUCUGGAGGCAGUUUAUGGCAUCAACAUACCAGCUUCUGAAGAGGGUGACGACCCUGACAGAGCUCCUUAUGCUGACGAAUUAUUAAAUGCCUAGGCAAACUACUCUACUGUACCCCUCCCCCAGGGGUCGAAGGUGUUCAAUUCCAAGAAGGUCGGUAUUCUACAGGAAAAUAUGCCGAUCUCGCUGACCUGUUGGACAAGAAGAGAAUGGAGCUGAGUACAAAAACUGGUGCUCGGCCAAAAGUCAGCUCAGUUGAUCAAGAAUUCUUCGCUAAAAAAGAGGUUCGUCACUUCUUUAAGGGCGCACCUGUCAUGGUACCAGGACAGAUGGAUGGAGUUGGUCAGAUGACUUCAGAAGGUAUGAUCUACAAACCAUGGAAAAAACAUCACAACAAAAACAAGAAAGAAAAGCUGCGACGACUGGAGAAAAAAUAACCCCAAAGGUUUACCAGUUUAUUAGAAUAUAUGAUAAUUCAUGAAUAAUUCUUAUAUAUCUUGAAACUACAGUCAGGAGUGACUGAUCUGAAAAAGUCAUUCAAAAAUGAAUGACUUCACUGCUAAACUGAGGUGUCACGAAGCUUGUGGAAAAAAGUUAACAACAAAAAAUAAAAAUAUUUCCUCCAUUGCGAUA
Molecule: messenger RNA, 2293 nt
Organism: Actinia tenebrosa (Australian red waratah sea anemone)
Lineage: Eukaryota; Metazoa; Cnidaria; Anthozoa; Actiniaria; Actiniidae
Product: large subunit GTPase 1 homolog
Biological process (GO): ribosomal subunit export from nucleus
Cellular component (GO): cytosol
Molecular function (GO): GTPase activity; GTP binding
Source: RefSeq, a predicted model, not a curated record